AUGCAAAGCCAGACAUGCGAUCAGAUCAAAUGCGACGAGGCGAAGCCAAAAUGCACUGCUUGUCAGACGUUCUCACUGGAGUGUGUAUAUGCCAAAGAACUCAGAUGGUCCAGCAAGCAUGAGUUUGCCGGUGAUGGGUCAUUACGCAAACGACGCCGGACCGGAAGUGCUUCUGCACCAGGUAGUGCUUCAGGACCACAACCUUCAUCUACGGGCCAAGGACUCAAUGCAACGUUCCAGACGUCCCCAGCGCCAGACCAAAUGGCCUCACAAGGAUCGGGCGGUGGGCUACGGUCGAGCGACGCUGUCGGUGACAUGACUGUAGACCCGCUAUGGCCUGACCUGGACGGGUGCAGCUACGAAGACUUGGGUCUUUCUGAUAGCCUACUUCUGGAGCUGGAUAUGCAGUACUCAAAUCAAGAGAUGAUGACCUACGGCUCACACCUUGGAGAUGACGCCUCGAUGGGAAAUGCGAACAUGCAUGGUGCACGCAACGGUUUCCGUAACGACACUCUUCCGAUGCCUUAUCCUCAUGACCGGGACUAUCACGAAGACCAGACAGCGGAUGAUGUGCAGGAUGCAAGACCAGCUGAGACCCUCCACCGGGCAGAAUCGACGUUACCUGGUAGUAAGAGCAGCCUGCUACAGACGUACUAUCGUCUAUCACGGCCCGGCCAAGUCAUUGGACUCACAGACGAGUCAUUCGUCGACUACUACUUCGAAAACGUAUGCUCUACUUUCGCGUGCUUUGACUCGGCCGCAAACCCUUUCCGCAGCGUUGUUGAGCAGACCUGGACGAACUCGGCUGCCUUAUAUCUCACCAUCCAGAGCACCGCAAUCGGGCACCUGGCCAACUACUAUCCAUAUCUGGCUCCUCUCGGGCUGGAGAAGCGAUCUCAAGCCUGGAAAUACCUACAGCGAGAUCUGCAGUCUUUCCGGAUUGGCAAGGUCUCUAGUGACACGAUCCUCUUGACAUUACUGCUGCUCGGCCUAUCGUCAGCAUGGCACCAAGCUUCGAACCUUGGAAUGCAAUAUCUGCUGAUUGCAAGAGAUCUUAUGCAGCGCCGCUUGCAAGGAGUCCAGAGCAGACCGGAGGGCACGGCGGGGCAAGCUGGUAUCCAUGAUGGCUUCUUCGAGCAUGCGUUGAUGUACUGGGAGAUGCUGGCGAGCUUCAUCGACCCGGUCCCAUUGGCACCCUUAUCAGGCAGGCUUCUUCUGCCGACUCCGGAGAGGCCGGAUGUGGCAUCGCCAGCGCAGGUCCAUCCUUGGACUGGAGUGGUCGCGGAAGUCCAUUUUGCCGUGGCAGAAAUUGGGCGGGUAAUGCGAAGGCGACGAGGUCGUGGUUCAGCAUUACGGUCCCCCGCCACCGCAAGUCCGAGUUCAUCUACUUCCGAAGGCCAGUGGGCUAAUGCUCUUGAGUGCUUCUUAAUUGACAUCGAGCUGCCUGCGGAUGAUGAGAUAUCUGACUAUAACGAUCUCAAGACACCAAAGGCUGAUUUGGUUGCUCUCGCGGACGCCUAUCGGUUCGCUGGUCUUCUCGAGAUCUAUACUCUCUUCCCGAACCUGUUGGAGGCUAGACUUGGUGCCGACGCCAGCAUUUUCGAUCCACUCGGCGCCAUGGCACAAGAGUCCCAGUCUGCAUAUGCUGACACCCAUGAGGUAUGGCGAGUUGCCAUGGCAGUGCACAUUUUGAACCUCAUAAAACCAAUCCCAAUCACAUCGGGCGGCUGUCGACUCAUGCCGCUCCUGCUUAUCAUCUCCGGGAGCCAGCUACGCUUUCCAGACUCUAGCUUGACACCGAGUGAUACCAUAUCAGCGCAACACAACGAGAUCAUACAGUCACGCUAUCUCGUCGAGGCGAGAAUGCUCGUACUGUCGAGGAAGUAUCCUCAACGUCCGUUACUUCAGAUGGUGGACAUCAUCAAAGAGGUAUGGCAGAGGCUGGAUAAUGGCGAUCAGAGUGCGCACUGGUUGGAAGUUGUGCAUGAGAUGGGCUGGCAGACGAUCAUGGGCUGA
Molecule: messenger RNA, 2016 nt
Organism: Saxophila tyrrhenica
Lineage: Eukaryota; Fungi; Ascomycota; Dothideomycetes; Mycosphaerellales; Extremaceae
Exons: 2
Coding region: 1-2016 (671 amino acids)
Biological process (GO): positive regulation of transcription by RNA polymerase II
Cellular component (GO): nucleus
Molecular function (GO): DNA-binding transcription factor activity, RNA polymerase II-specific; transcription cis-regulatory region binding; zinc ion binding
Source: RefSeq, a predicted model, not a curated record